Molecule: messenger RNA, 1560 nt
Organism: Rotaria sp. Silwood1
Lineage: Eukaryota; Metazoa; Rotifera; Eurotatoria; Philodinida; Philodinidae
Source: the annotation of a GenBank genome assembly
AUGAUGUUGCAAGGCUUAAAAACAGAUCAAAAUUAUUCUCAUCAACAAAAUUUACUUUGGAUGAAAAGUGUUCAAAUACAUACAUCUUUUUUAUUUUCAUUUAUACUUUUUUUCAUUUAUGCAAUUAUAUUUCUUAUUGGACUCAUAGCAAAUAUAUUUGUUAUUGUUAUGAUUAUAAAACGUCGACGUAUGCGUACAUUAACAAAUCGUUUUUUACUUAAUUUAGCUAUAUCAGAUCUUAUUGCAACAUUAGUUUGUUUACCACCGACUGCUUAUCAUUAUUAUGAUAAACGUUGGAUAUUUGGAGAAUUUCUUUGUCGAUUUGUACCAUUUAUGCAAGGUACAUCGGUUGCAGUAUCAAUUUUUACAUUAAUGGCUGUCAGUAUUGAUCGUUUUAUUGCCAUACAUAAACCAAUACACUCAAAAUUACUCUGUACUCCAACACGCGUAAUAAUCACUAUUGGAAUGACAUGGAUUGCUUCAUUUCUUCUGAUGAUUCCACUUAUUUUACAUCAUCGAAUAGUCGAUCCAUUUGAAAUAACAUUAACAGCAUGCGCUGAAGAAUGGCAUCAAAAUAUGAAUGCUCGAUUAGUCUAUGAUUUUAUAUUACUUUUCGUUCUUUUUAUAGUACCAUUAACAUUAAUGACAUAUUGUUAUAUUCGUAUAAGUUUUUCUCUUUGGUUUAUUGAUUCAAAUGUUCAAACACCAUUAUCAACAAUUAAUACAGGACGUUUUUCAACUAUAUCUGAAGAUUUUCUAAAUGAUAUUCGAACAAAUGCAGGACAAAAUACUCGUCCAUUAUGUGUUCAUUAUCAUAAAACAAAUGAAAAUAAUCUUAAUCGACAACAAUUAGAUGAUUAUCGUUCAUUAUUAAUGCCAAAUCGUCAACGACAAACUACAUUAUUAAAUGAUGAUAAUACUACACAUCGUCAUUCAUUAAAUAUUAUGCCAAGACGUUUUAGUGAAAAUAAUUAUAAAUCAAAUACAAAUAAUAUUCAAUUAAAUAAACAACAACGAUCAAUAUCAAUAUGUCAACGAUGUUCAAUAAGUCAAUAUACAACUGGAAUACUUCGUUCAAGUGUUAUAUCAUUACAAAAUCAAAAUCGUAUAUCAAAUGGUAAUAAUCAACCACGUCGAUCAAUGUUUGAUUUUGAAAAUGCAAGUCGAUUUUUACAAAGUCGUCGACGAGUUGUUAAAUUACUUAUUACUUUAGUGAUCGUCUUUUUUAUUACAAGACUUCCAUUAAAUAUUUUAACAAUUUAUAUUGAUAUAACAUCUAAUACAUAUAUACCUGAAAAUACAUAUAAAAAUACAACUAAAUUAGGAUCUAAUGAAGAUCAAAUAGCUUUCUAUUCAUCAUAUGUAUCAAAUACAGAUAAGAAAAUGUUUCUUGUACUUUAUGUCAAUCCAAUAUUUCAAUUAUUUUCUUUAUCUAAUUCAGCAAUUAAUCCUUUAUGUUAUUGUGUUAUGAGUCAUGCUGUUAAACAUAUAUUUAUACUUUUUCAAGAAAAAAUACGUCGUGGUCAUAAGAAAGCUUCAUCAUUAACACUUGUUCAAUGA